Messenger RNA from Monomorium pharaonis (pharaoh ant), 3959 nucleotides. Its product is annotated as putative sodium-coupled neutral amino acid transporter 10. The transcript is spliced from 7 exons. The record is from RefSeq and is a predicted model, not a curated record. The coding region runs from base 537 to 3542 and encodes 1001 amino acids. Gene Ontology annotation, biological process: amino acid transmembrane transport. Gene Ontology annotation, molecular function: amino acid transmembrane transporter activity. NCBI's taxonomy places the organism in Eukaryota, Metazoa, Arthropoda, Insecta, Hymenoptera, Formicidae.
GCAUUGUUGUCCAUGCUGAAUGAUUGACAAGAUUUAAAGUGAUUGUAGAGCUGCGUUACGAUAUUCACUGCCAGUAUUAAAAAUCUAUAGUUUACACUAGAAUUUUAUUACUGGCAGUGAAUAUCGGAAGGCAGCCUAGGAGUGGUGAAGAUUUUCGAGAAACCGGCAUCCUCUGACAAUUCCCUCUCGUUAGUUCAACUUUUAUUACUAAAGUGUGACGUGUAACGCGAGACACUGAAAACAUGAUAAGGAUUGCAGUGCAACUCGCGGAAAAUAAUUCUACAGUGCUCUGCGAUCGCAUCGAUCGGAUUUAACCUCAUCAAUAUCCACAUGAGGGAUAAUUAAUGCCGUGCAGUUACUCGCAUGCAAAAUUGGUUUUGUGCGCUGAGGAGCAGCGGCAACAUUUUCCGUUGUCUAUAGGUCAUUCCUGUUCGCAGAGGCUCAAUGAGAUGUGAAAUUCGGAGGUGUCUGUCGCAUUCCGCGCCGAAUAAGGAAGAGGGAUAACGUGGAACGGACAAGCCGCAAACAUCUUCAAAAUGAUAUCCCAAAUGUCGCAUGUGAUGACCCUCGCCAACAGUAUCAUAGGCGUGAGCGUCCUGGCGAUGCCGUUCUGCUUCAAACAGUGCGGCAUAGUGCUGGCUGUACUGGUGCUGCUCCUGUGCAGCGUCCUAUCCCGACUGGCCUGCCACUUUCUCGUCAAGUCAGCUGUGAUAGCCAGGAGACGCAACUUUGAACUUCUCGCCUUCCACGCGUUUGGCUAUAUGGGAAAGUUCCUGGUAGAGCUAUUCAUCAUUGGCUUUAUGCUGGGCACAUGCAUUGCCUACUUUGUCGUCGUUGGUGAUCUCGGGCCACAGAUAAUCAGCAAGAUGACAAGUAAAAGUCCAGCUGACAUUCGCACUAGUCUGCUGAUCUUCACCGGAGUCUUUAUAGUUCUGCCCCUGGGACUGCUCCGAAAUAUCGACAGUCUGUCUAGCAUUUGCACCGCCACCAUUGUCUUCUAUCUCUGUCUUGUGUUAAAGAUCAUGGAUGAAUCGACCCUACACAUUUUUAUGGGAGACUGGCUUAAUAGUGUUAAUUAUUGGAGACCAGCCGGCAUCCUGCAGUGCCUGCCGAUAUUCUCCAUGGCCCUUUUCUGUCAGACGCAGCUGUUCGAAAUAUACGAAACCAUUCCGAAUGUAUCCUUAGAGAAGAUGAAUGAUGUUGUACGGGGAGCGUUAAAUAUAUGUACACUUGUAUAUAUGUGCGUUGGCUUGUUUGGUUACAUUGCAUUCUGUACCCAACCAUUCACAGGAAAUAUUUUACUGAGUUUCGAACCUAGUAUAACAUCGGAAUUGAUUAAAUUGGGAUUUGUGUUCUCGGUCGCAUUCAGUUUCCCUCUAGUCAUAUUUCCAUGUCGUGCGAGCUUGAAUUCUCUUUUAUUUCGCCGGGUGUACACCCAUGAACCAUCUGUCAAUUAUUUGCCAGAAUCCAGGUUUCGCUGCCUCACUAUUGUGAUAGUCAGCAUUUCCCUGAUCAUCGGUAUUUUAGUACCGAAUAUAGAAUUCGUUCUUGGUAUCGUGGGAUCAACGAUCGGUGUGAUGAUUUGCUUGAUAUUCCCGACAGUAUUCUUUAUAUCUAUCAGCAGUAAAAAUACCAAUGAAAGACUGGUAGCGCAGGGCAUUUUAAUUAUCAGCGUUUGGAUCAUUAUUCUUGGUACAUAUGCCAAUCUGUACGCCAUGGAAGAGUCUACAAAUACAAAAUUGGCGGUGACCAAUAAGCCGCUUGGUCAAAUUAAUAAUUUACCGCUCGGUCAAAUUAAUAAUUUACCGUUAAAUAUAAUUAAAGACGAUUUACAUAUCAUUCCCGACAUUCCCAACAGUUUAGAACUCAUUCCCAGAGCAAAAGACAAAAUUGAUCAACUGCCUGAAAUAAAUAUUCUUGAAAAAACGUUAGACUUACAAGUGAAUGACGUUCGACAGGAACCUCCAAUACCCGUUGAACGUAUGAUUGUCAGCGAAAAGCCAAAUGUGGAAAAGUCUGAUAAAAUAGCAGUAGGCUCUCUUGUGCCAGAAAUAAGAGAUAUGGUCGAAACAAUAAGAAACAAUAAUUUAAAUGUACAAGCAGCACAGGUUGCCGCAAAUGCCGAUAUUGCUAAAAUCGAUAAACCUGUUACUUUGAAGGCGGAAGAGAAGAUAAAGAUAAUCGAAGAGAAAGAGCAAUCUAUAGAUCUGCAGAAAAACGAUAAUCUCAUUAAUUUGGACGCCAUAAAAAAGGAGGAAUCGGAAUUAGCGGCCGAUGGGGACAUUGCUAAUGCUAGAGCCGCCGAACGACACGAACAACUUAGAAAAACACUGGAAAAGCAUAAAUUGGAGCAACGGCAGAUGAUGCAGGAACAAAAAGAGAUUUUGAAGGAUAUCAAGGAACAGAAGCAAGAAUUCGAGAGAGAGAAACAGAGAAUGGCAAAGGACGAAAUACUAAAAAAGAAUGAAAAGGUACAAAUUGAUUUGAAAGAGAAUGUUCUGCCAGAGAGUAAAGAUAAUUUGGAAGAAAAUGGUAAAAAGGUUGUGGAAAAUAAUGAGAUUAUCGUUGGACAAAAUAAUAAAGAAGUUUUACAAGAGAAGAAAUGGAGAAACGCGGACAAAAUAAAACUAAAUGAAGAGCUUCAGCCUCAAGACGAUAAUAGUAAUAAUAUAAACGUCAAGAUUGAAAACGAGAAAAAAUUAGAUUUGCUUAACGAAAUAUCUAAAAAUAAGAACGUAGAAGAAUCACAAAAAAUAUUGGAAAACGUACCAGAUACAUUUCUUCCUAUCAAAAAGGUCGACCGUGAAACACCAGAGAAACUGUUACAGAGAGAAAAUCAAGACAAGACGAAAGUAGAAGAAAUAGAAUUUAACGAUUCGAAAAAUUUGAAGGGUCCUAUUUUGAACGUCUUAUCCAAAGGAAUUCUACAAAGAUCUGUUAUAGAAGAGAAACUUGCUGAAGAGAAUGAUAAUAAUCGUGAGAUGAAGGAAGAGAAAAAGGAAGUUCUUACGAAUGAAAUUGCGAAUGCAUCAGACAAAUUGCAAGGAAAAUACGACGAGAAAUAUUCUGUACCUAUAGCGUUAAAAAUGAUGAAUCAGUCAAAAUUAGACAGAGUUAUUCAAUCAUUGAAUAAGAGCGAGUCAGAGAUUCUCGCUAUACGUCGAGAUAUUUUAGAGAAUUAUGAACGCGAGAAGAGAGAUGUCGACCGAGAGAUAAAUGCAAACGACACGGGAAUCAAUGGCGAUCGUCUAACUGAGAAGUCUGAAUCUCUUGUCAAAAACGCCGGCGAUGUGGACAGCGAAACUUGUUCGAAAUUGCAGGAAAGUUCGAAAAAAUCAGAGGCAGAAAAAGAAUCUAAGAAAAGAGUGAAUAAAGUACAGAGUACAACUGAAGCGCCUCUGAUCAACACAAACCUCUAUUUGUCCGAGCAAAAAAUAACAAAAACGAUUUCUAUGGAUCAGCAUAUUGCUCUAAACUCAGAGUAUGCGAGUAUGAAACAGGAAGACUCGAUCCUCAAUCCUAAAGACAAAACUGAAAUAUAAAUAUCUGAUUAAAAAAAAUCAAAUUUACGCAUAAUAUUAGAUAAAGUUAUAAUAUGUUAUAUAAUAUUAUAUAUAAUCGUGGAUUACUCGUUGCUUCCCUCAAAUUGCACUAUUUAUUUAUGUUUAUAUAAUUAAAUUAUUACAAAGUGCAAUGGGAAUUUUUAUUCCCAGAUAAGUGUGUGUGUGUGUGUGUGUGGGUGUAUGUGUGCAUGUGUACUACGAAAAUAUGAUAUAUUUAUGUGAUAUUUUUAAUUUGUGUGAAUGCGAUCUUUAAUAUGAUUGCUGUAUAUAUAGGUAUUACCUCAUACACUGCAUUUUUCUUUUCAUGGCGCGUGACAAAUGUAAAAAUAAUACAAAUAUCUAAAAUAUUUAAUUAUGUAUCAUAGGACCAAAUACAGAUGUAUUUUUACAUAGCAA